AACAUCAACUUAGUUUGCUAACUACCGGCAGCCGAGGCACCUUGCGCUUGCCCAUCCUUCCAGGCAUUCCUUCUGCCGGAUAACGCCGCGACGAUCCAACUUCGCCGGCUCACAAUGCCAGCCAGACACGUUAGCUGACCGAAGAGCCCCGGUAUUCUUUCCACAUCACUUGCGGACCGUUCCACAUUUCCAACCCAGCCAUGAAGAUCUCAGGACGGACAUUCGUCGUCUCGGGCGGCGCAUCCGGCCUCGGGCGGGCCUGCGUCCGCGAGAUCUGCGCGGGCGGCGGCAACGCCGCGAUCCUGGACAUGAACGAGGAGCUCGGCUCUACCCUCGCGGGCGAGCUCGGCGCCUCGGCGAAGUUCGUCCCCUGCGACGUGUCAGACACGUCAUCGGUCGCCGCCGCCGUGCAGGCGGCAGUCGCGUGGGCGGCCGAGACGGGCAAGCCGCUGGGGGGGAUCAUCCCGGCGGCCGGGGUGGGCAGCGCGGGGCUGAUCCUGGACAAGCAGCGGCAGCCGCUGGCGCUGGAGGCGGUCGACUUCGUGCUGGCGAUCAACGUGCGCGGGACGCUGGACGUGGUGCGGCAGGCGCUGCCGCACCUUGCGGCGGCGGCGCCCGAGGGCGCGGACGGCGAGCGCGGCGUGGUGGUCAUGGUGGCCAGCGUGGCCGCGUUCGAGGGUCAGAUGGGCCAGGUGGCGUACGCGGCGAGCAAGGGCGCGGUGGCGGCCAUGACGCUGCCGAUGGCGCGGGACCUGUCGCGGUUCGGCAUCCGCGUCGUGACCGUCGCGCCGGGCCCGUUCGACACGGCCAUGACCGCCGUCAUGUCGGACAAGGUGCGCGAGGGGUUGCGGAAGGCCGUGGAGUUCCCCGCGCGCAGCGGGCGGCCCGAGGAGUUUGCGGCCCUGGUGAGGCACGCCAUCGAGAAUGUCAUGCUGAACGGGGUGGUCAUCAGGCUGGAUGGGGCGUCGCGCAUGCCAAGUAAGCUGUAGCGAACUCGGCGGAUUAAACUGUCUUUCUGCUGGUCGUUAGGUGGGGUGGGGGAAUCAGCGCCCUGUUUUGUUUGUUUUCAGU
Molecule: messenger RNA, 1071 nt
Organism: Thermothielavioides terrestris NRRL 8126
Lineage: Eukaryota; Fungi; Ascomycota; Sordariomycetes; Sordariales; Chaetomiaceae
Exons: 2
Coding region: 201-989 (262 amino acids)
Molecular function (GO): oxidoreductase activity
Source: RefSeq, a predicted model, not a curated record